Neltuma alba is the source of this 3715-nucleotide messenger RNA. RefSeq names its product vacuolar sorting protein 3. Gene Ontology annotation, biological process: vesicle-mediated transport; endosomal vesicle fusion; intracellular protein transport. The record is from RefSeq and is a predicted model, not a curated record. Gene Ontology annotation, cellular component: membrane; cytoplasm. The transcript is spliced from 14 exons. NCBI's taxonomy places the organism in Eukaryota, Viridiplantae, Streptophyta, Magnoliopsida, Fabales, Fabaceae. The coding region runs from base 213 to 3248 and encodes 1011 amino acids.
GCUCGCAGGAACGCCGGGAAUACGCCAAAAAUUCGACCCCUCACGGGGAUUCAGAAGAUCGUUUGUUCCGGUCGUCGGAGUCCAGGGUGUUGCACUCUGUUCUGCCAAAAUUGAGCAGAGUGCAAGCAUAUCAGAAUCAUCGCUGAAUUUCCUUAGAAUUUGCGCUUUGAUGGGUACAGUAAUCUAUAAAGCUAUUUUGGGUUGACAAAAAUAUGGCUAAAGCUGAACCUAGAAGUCGCAUCGUGAUCGGGCCAUUGGCACAGUUCGACCUGUACAAUCACUCUCGAAGUUCAGUUCGAUCGCUCGCCAUUUUUAGAGAAUCCGACUCUCGAGCUGUAUUCUAUGUUGGCACUCAGUCUGGAACUGUCCUUUCACUCACUACAGAGAUUAACAAUGCGGCAACUAGUGCCCCCGAUGCUACAACUGAGUUGGAAUUUUCCAAAAACGCUUCCUUUUUGAAGAAGCUUUCUUUGCUUAAAAGCGUUUCGGCGAGUAAUUCCCCUGUGGAUUCCAUAUUGGUACUCGGCGAGGUAGGUAAGCUUUUGUUGCUUUCCGAUGGGUCAUUGUUUAUGGUCGAUUCUGCUCUGACUCAGCCGCCGAAAAGAUUGAGUUUUUCGAAGGGCAUUUCUUUAGUUACACGGAGAAUGCGGAGUAAUGAAUCGGAUAGUUCAAAGUUUUUAGGGACUGUAAAUAGUUAUUCAGAACAAUCGAGUACAGGUCAACGACUAAUGCAAAGAUUGGGAGGUGGGUCCAGAGCUAAUGGUUUGAGAACUAAGGAGCCUGAACUCCACAGCGGCGAGAAUUAUGUUUUUGCUAUUGUCAUUGGCAAAAAACUAAUGCUUGUAGAGCUUGUUUUCGGCCAUGGGGCUAGCAGAAGCGACAGAGACAUCAAUGGGGUAACUGGGUCUCUUGUGAUUUUGAAAGAGAUUCAGUGUGUUGAUGGAAUUAUGACCAUGGUAUGGAUCAAUGAUUCAAUUAUUGUUGGCACUAUCAAUGGGUAUAACUUGAUUUCCUGUGUUACAGGACAAAGUGUUGUGAUAUUUUCCUCGCCAGAUGUAUCUCGUCCCCCACGUUUAAAGUUGUUACUGAAAGAAUUGAAAGUGCUUUUGUUAGUGGACAAUGUGGGCAUCAUUGUUGAUGAUCAUGGACAGCCAGUGGGUGGUAGUUUGGUCUUCCACCAUGGCUUGGAUUCUGUAGGAGAGAUAUCUUCUUAUGUGGUUAUUGUAAAUGGUGGAAAAAUGGAAUUGUAUCAUAAAAGAUCUGGUACUUGUAUUCAGGCAUUACCGUUUGGCGGGGAAGGAAUUGGGCCUUGCAUUGUUGCUUCUGAGGAAGAAGGGGAUGGGGAAUUUGUUGCCGUUGCCACAGCCACCAAGGUGAUUUGCUAUAAAAAAUUACCUUUCGAAGAACAAAUAAAAGACCUGCUUAGGAAAAAGAAUUAUAAUGAAGCCAUAUCAUUGGUUGAGGAGCUUGAGGCUGAAGGUGAAAUAUCAAAGGAUUUUCUAUCCUUUGUUCAUGCACAAGUGGGAUUUCUCUUGCUUUUUGACCUGCAUUUUGAGGAAGCAGUUGACCACUUUCUGCUUUCCGAGACAAUGCAGCCUUCUGAAGUAUUUCCGUUUAUAAUGCGAGAUCCAAAUCGCUGGUCCUUGCUGGUUCCUCGGAAUCGGUAUUGGGGUUUGCAUCCUCCUCCAGCCCCACUUGAAGAUGUGGUGGACAAUGGCUUGAUGACAAUCCAAAGAGCUUCUUUCCUGAGGAAAGCAGGUGUUGAAACUAUAGUAGAUAAUGCCUUUUUUCUGAAUCCUCCAAACAGAGCGGAUUUGUUGGAGUCAGCGAUCAAGAAUAUUAGCAGGUAUUUGGAGGCUUGUCGAGAAAAGAACUUAAUGCAAUUGGUGAGGGAGGGGGUUGACACUUUAUUAAUGUAUCUCUAUAGAGCCCUAAAUCGUGCUGAUGAUAUGGAAAGACUGGCAUCUUCUACAAACUGGUGUGUUGUGGAGGAGUUGGAAAGAAUUUUAGAAGGAUCAGGACACUUACGGACACUUGCCUUCCUAUACGCAAGCAAAGGAAUGAGCUCGAAGGCUGUGGCCAUUUGGCGUAUCCUUGCAAGAAAUUACUCUUCAGGCCUCUGGAAAGAACCUGCUUUAGAGAAUUGCCUACAUAACAAUGAAGCAAAGGUUAUUUCUGGUAAGGAAGUUGCUGCAGCCGAAGCUUCAAAGAUUCUUGAGGAGUCAUCUGACCAAGAUUUGAUUCUACAACAUCUUGGAUGGAUUGCAGAUAUCAGCCAGGUACUUGCAGUUGAAGUUUUAACAUCAGACAGACGAGAGAUCCAGCUUUCACCUGAUGCUGUAAUUACAGCUAUUGAUCCACAUAAGGUAGACAUUUUACAAAGGUAUCUCCAGUGGUUGAUUGAAGAACAAGAUUGUAAUGAUACUCAGUUGCAUACGUUGUAUGCCCUCUCACUUGCCAAAUCAACGAUUGAAGCGUUUGAGCCUGAAAAUCCUGAUAGUGGAAAUUUGGAGGUUAAAAAUUUGGCUACUACGACAAACUCUAUCUUUCAGACUCCUGUCAGAGAAAGAUUGCAGAUAUUUUUGCAAUCCUCGGACCUGUAUGAUCCAGAAGAAGUUCUUGACUUGAUUGAAGGAUCAGAAUUAUGGUUGGAAAAGGCAAUACUAUACAGAAGACUUGGGCAAGAGACUUUGGUCCUCCAAAUUUUGGCUUUGAAACUGGAAGACAGUGAAGCUGCUGAGCAGUAUUGUGCCGAAAUUGGCAGAGCUGAUGCAUACAUGCAAUUGCUUGAAAUGUAUUUGGAUCCACAAGAUGGCAAGGAUCCGAUGUUUACUGCUGCUGUCCGCCUUCUCCAUAAUCAUGGAGAAGCUCUGGACCCAUUGCAAGUUCUAGAGAAACUGUCACCAGAUAUGCCUCUCCAACUUGCUUCGGAGACUUUAUUAAGAAUGUUAAGGGCCCGGGUUCAUCACCAUCGUCAAGGGCAGAUUGUGCACAGCCUUUCCCGUGCCGUAGACAUAGAUGCUAGGUUGUCAAGAUUGGAGGAGAGGUCAAGGCAUGUACAGAUCAAUGAUGAGAGUCUGUGUGAUUCCUGUCAUGCACGUCUUGGUACUAAGUUAUUUGCAAUGUACCCUGAUGAUACCGUUGUAUGUUACAAGUGUUACCGUCGACAAGGCGAGUCGCUGUCUGUCUCAGGCCGUAAUUUUAAGGAAGACAUCAUAAUUAAACCAGGUUGGCUUGUGGGCCGUUGAUCCAGAAACUAAAUGCUGCUAUUAUAUGCCAAGAUUGCUGAAGCAGAAGCAGAAGCAGAGGCAGAGGAAUUGCUAUUUCAUACCAUAUCCAAAUCUAUUCAUCAAAUUUUAGAAAGAGGAAUCUGUUGGUGAAGAUAACUGAGUUCAAGCUUCAGGUGUGUCAGCGUCUAACCUUCAACAUUUAGAAGAUAUAAAGGUCUCGCAUUGUUAACGACCACAUCAUGUUACUGUACAUAGAUUUGUUUUUAGUUCCUCAUUCUGGCGAUAGCAUUGUAAAUUAGUGGGAUGGUAAACUGUAAAUUUUGGCUUUUGAAUUACUACUACAUUCUUUCAUUUUGGUUGAUAAAUGUGUGGUUAGCUUUUAGUCCUGCGAAAUUGGAAUUGUUUGCUGAGAAUGGACGCUAGUUGUGUUAUGUAACCGGAAGAAUGAUGAUAAUGAUGGUAUUAAAGUAAGUCCUUUUGUUUAU